Molecule: messenger RNA, 1434 nt
Organism: Ambispora gerdemannii
Lineage: Eukaryota; Fungi; Glomeromycota; Glomeromycetes; Archaeosporales; Ambisporaceae
Source: the annotation of a GenBank genome assembly
AUGGCAUCUCUCGCUUCUCAAUACAAGACCAGUAACAAUUCGCAGACAAAUACGAAUAAUGAUUUGGCAAUUCAUGAUUCCUCUCAAAGAGCGUCCGAUGUCUCAAUUUUCUCUUUACUUAAUCCCGACGCCGAGAAAAUAAACAACCAUAACCAUCAAAACUACAACCAUUACAACGAUGAAGUCAAAUCAGAAGACAAUUAUUCUCAAAAUUGGCGUCGUUAUUCUGCGCCAAAUUUAUCUUCGGAAUCAAUGAACGAUUUGACAAUAAUAAAUUAUUGUGGAAAUCCGAGUCAUAACCAGAAUAAUAAUACUAGUAAAAAUCAUCACCAGCAUGUUUCGAGCCUGUUCUCACGUUCAACACCUUCGUCCCCGAAAAGUGCAAAUACUUUCUAUCAGUCGACGACAAAGAAAUCAGCCGCUGAUAGUGCUGCCGCGGUCCAGUCUUCAAUGAAAUCCACAUCACGAUCAAAUUAUCAGUUUCCUUCAAGUGAUGCCAUCUCCGCUGUUAAUAAUAACGCUCAUCAUAUCCCUCCAAAAGUUAAACGCAAGAGAUUUACUCAAGAGCAACUAGUCGAUUUAAUCGCAAUGUUUGAACAAACUGAUACUCCAAACUAUGAAAUUCGCGAAAAAUUAGCAAAGAAACUUAAUAUGACUAAUCGCGAAGUUCAGGUUUGGUUUCAAAAUCGACGUGCAAAAGCCAACCGUGCAAAGGCUAAUGAACCCAAUGCAUCUAAUCAUCAUCACCACCGCUUCUUACACCAUCAUUCGGUUACACCUGCACAAGCUGCUAGUGGUCAUGCGUCAUCCGUAAGCAACAUCCCAACCCAAAGUAAUUAUACCUUUGUUGCAAUGUUCACCGAUGGAAUUCCUUCAUCUGGUGGUCAUCAUUCCAAGGGAAAUAAUGGUCGGCGGCAUUCUUAUCACCCAACUUCUGCAUCAUCGAAAAAGACUUCGAAUAAUUCAUCGCAGACAAGACCUCGAGCCACAACUGUCUCUCACUUGCCAACAACGGCAACAACCACUACUUCAUCCCAUAAUACUAAUUCAUUUGUUUCAUCGUCAUCGUCGUCGUCUUCUCAUAAUUUACAACCACCUCAACAACAAAAUUCUCCGACCACACCAAAUACGCCAUCUCCAAAACAAGUACCAAUUUUGCCGCCCCCAAUCCCAUCUCAAUAUCCUUCUAGCAGUUAUAAUCCAUAUCUUAUUACACCGAUAAAUGAUUUCAGUCAUAUGACUAUCGGAGGAUCUCAUCAUCAACUACCCCGCCAUUCUAUCCAACAUAAUAACAUGCAAGAAGAUAAUAAUGUUAAGAUUAUACUUGAUCCAAUUGAUGCAAGAAUAUUAAAUGAAAUAAUCCAUGCUCUAACAACUACUGCUAAACAAUCACCAAAAUUACCAUCUGUCAAUACCGAUACUGUAUUAUUAUGA